CUGUCUGACGUCCUGACUCUGCGCACCAUCCCGGCCAUCAUCUUCAGCUGCGUGGUGUACUGGAUGAUCGGUCAGACACACAUUGCCAUCGCUCAUGAUUGUCUGAUAUGAAACAUGCAGUCUGACGUGUUAGUGUUUCCUGUGCAGGUCUGAAGUCAACGGUCGAGGCCUUCUUCAUCUUCAUGUUCUCCAUCGUUCUGGUGUCGUACACAGCCACGUCCAUGACUCUGGCCAUCUCCGCUGAUCAGACGGUGUUGGCCAUCGCUAACAUCUUCAUGACCAUCAGCUUUGUCUUUAUGAUGAUCUUCUCGGGGCUGCUGGUGAAUCUCCCCAGUGUCGCUGACUGGUUGAACUGGCUGAAGUAUUUCAGUAUUCCUCGUUAUGGUCUCGCUGCUUUGGAAAUCAAUGAGUUCACCGGCCUGAAUUUCUGUGACAUGAGGAACAUCAGCAGCACUUUAGUAGAAGUUUGUUCGACAGGUGAGGACUUUCUGAGCGAACAGGGCAUCGAUUACUCAACCUGGGGUUUGUGGCAGAAUCAUUUGGCUCUGGGAAUCAUGACCCUCAUCUUCCUCAUCAUCGCUUACCUCAAGCUGCGCUUCAUCAAGAAAUUCACCUAAAUACAAGCUCACGGUCUUCUUCACACACUUCCACAGCAUCCACCAAAUCCCAUUUCCCACUCUAACAGUCAUGAUGCUGAAGGAAAUCAUGAACAUACAUCCAAUCAUGCUGCAGACAGAAUUGAACGUGAAGAAUUGACUGUGCUCAAGCUUAUUGUUCUCAAGUAGUUUGCACACCAAAGAUUUGUUUUAAAAUUAAUGUUUUGUUUUUUUGCUCAGUAACGGUAGUUAAUAAAAUAUGGCAAUAUGGAGUCUGUUACGGAUAUGUUCAGUUAGUUUCUGUUUAAUGGACUUAUUUUUAUCAUUUCCUGUAUUCCUUUGGUUUUCCCGUUUGUCAUUGGUUGUCAUAGUUACUGAUAUGAUUAGUUGUUUAGUUCAGCUGUGUCUUGUUAAUGUACCCUGUUUGUAUCAGUACUUAAGUUCUUCCUUCUGUGUUCUUUGUCCGGUCUCAUUCUCGUUAGUGUUGGUUUUUGUCUCCUGUUCUGUUUGCCAGUGUGUUAUGGAUUAA
This is a messenger RNA of Sinocyclocheilus grahami, 1125 nucleotides long. Its product is annotated as ATP-binding cassette sub-family G member 2-like. Gene Ontology annotation, molecular function: ABC-type transporter activity. The transcript is spliced from 4 exons. The coding region runs from base 183 to 617 and encodes 144 amino acids. Lineage: Eukaryota; Metazoa; Chordata; Actinopteri; Cypriniformes; Cyprinidae. The record is from RefSeq and is a predicted model, not a curated record. Gene Ontology annotation, cellular component: membrane.